AUGCGAGUCGCCUCACUUGUGAUCGCAGCGUUUGUGGCCGCGAGCGGUGCUCAGAACAUCGGCCCUGGUCCAUACAGCGUGGACGCUAUUCAAGCGUUGUACGGUGCCUCCGUCGUAUCACAGUGCACAACUGGUUGUAGUGUUCUAUCGAGCAAUACCAACCUGUCGGCAAGCAAUGGCUGUCAAGCAUCCCUAUGCUGUGAAUCGAGCUUCAUUCAAAACUACCGUAACUGCCUCGAAUGCAUAAGUGAGCUUCUCGACGGCUCCAGUACCACCACCAGUACGAAAAGCGCAGUUAACCUCUCCCCAACUAAUUCCCCUGCGACUGGCACUGGCGUCGUCUCGGUACCCCCUGCCAGUAGUGUGAUCAGCCCCACUAGCCCCUUCUCUGGUUCUCAUAGCACUACAUCAGUGGGUGCGACGCCCUCGUCCACGAAUAGCGCGGUCAGAACCACUGUUGGCCAGGCUUACAGUGGUAUCGCGACAGUGCUUGCAUGGGCUAUUCUCCAAAUGAUGUGA
Pisolithus orientalis is the source of this 519-nucleotide messenger RNA. RefSeq lists its product as uncharacterized. The record is from RefSeq and is a predicted model, not a curated record. NCBI's taxonomy places the organism in Eukaryota, Fungi, Basidiomycota, Agaricomycetes, Boletales, Pisolithaceae. The transcript is spliced from 3 exons. The coding region runs from base 1 to 519 and encodes 172 amino acids.